Effrenium voratum is the source of this 297-nucleotide messenger RNA. The record is from the annotation of a GenBank genome assembly. NCBI's taxonomy places the organism in Eukaryota, Dinophyceae, Suessiales, Symbiodiniaceae.
AUGGUAAUUUAUAGCCGCCUUCGCGUGCUGAACUCCUACUGGGUGGCCCAGGACGCGGUGCACAAGUGGUAUGAGGUGGUGAUGGUGGAUCCUUUCCACAAGUGCAUCCGCGACGACCCCCGCAUCAACUGGAUCUGCAAGCCCGUGAUGAAGCACCGUGAGCUCCGUGGUCUCACAGCGGCCGGCCGCAAGGCGCGGGGCUUGCUGAAGAAGGGCAAGCGUGCCAACAAGCAGCGCCCCUCCUCCCGCGCCGUGUAUCGUCGCCACAGCCUCAUGCGCCUGCGCCGCUAUCGCUGA